Messenger RNA from Ipomoea triloba (trilobed morning glory), 1637 nucleotides. RefSeq names its product dnaJ homolog subfamily B member 13-like. The transcript has 3 exons. Gene Ontology annotation, cellular component: cytosol. Gene Ontology annotation, molecular function: protein-folding chaperone binding. NCBI's taxonomy places the organism in Eukaryota, Viridiplantae, Streptophyta, Magnoliopsida, Solanales, Convolvulaceae. The coding region runs from base 248 to 1300 and encodes 350 amino acids. The record is from RefSeq and is a predicted model, not a curated record.
CGACCCGCCAUAACGUUGUUCUUUCUGGAACUUUCCACAGGCUUCUGGUCGGGUGAAAGAUGAAGAAUUCCAGAUGAGUCUUUCCCCGUCGCGAGUCUUAUUUUCUUCCCUAAACGCCGCACACUGGUCAAUCAAUCAUUCAUAGACAUCCUGAAGGGCUCUGGCUUUUCCUGAGAAGAAAGAGAAAAGGGCGAAUUUCAAGGCUGUCAAAGUGAAGAAGAGAAAGAGAGCGGAGGUCGGAGAAGGGAUGGGGGUCGACUACUACAAGAUACUGGAUGUCGAUAGGAACGCCAAAGAUGACGACCUGAAGAAGGCGUAUAGAAAGCUGGCUAUGAAGUGGCACCCCGAUAAGAACCCUAACAACAAGAAGGAAGCUGAGGCCAAGUUCAAACAGAUCUCCGAAGCUUAUGAUGUGCUGAGUGAUCCUCAGAAGAGGGCAGUUUAUGAUCAGUAUGGUGAGGAGGGGCUUAAGAGUGGUGUGCCACCGCCGGGAGCUGGUGGUGCCGGUGGUCCUGGUGGUGCCACAUUCUUCUCCACAGGAGAAGGACCGACUUCUUUCAGGUUUAACCCUAGGAGUGCUGAUGACAUAUUUGCAGAAUUCUUCGGGUUUUCUAGGCCCUUUGGAGGAAUGGGGGGUGGUCCUGGAAUGAGAGAUGCGAGGUUUGGUGGUAUGUUUGGUGAUCAUAUGUUUUCGUCCCUCAGUGAAGGUGGUGGUGGUGGUGGAUCAAUGCACCAACCAUCAGCCCAUAGGAAAGCGCCUCCCAUAGAACAGACAUUACCCUGCAGCCUUGAAGAACUCUACAAGGGUACCACCAAGAAAAUGAAGAUUUCUAGAGAGAUUAUUGAUGCGAGUGGCAAAAUAAUGCCUGUAGAAGAGAUUCUAACCAUAAAUAUCAAACCGGGCUGGAAGAAAGGUACAAAGCUUACGUUUACUGAGAAAGGAAAUGAGCAUCCAGGUGUUAUACCGGCAGAUCUUGUGUUCAUAAUUGAUGAGAAACCUCAUAAAGUAUUUACGCGUGAUGGGAAUGACUUGGUUGCCACACAAAAGAUUACUUUGGUUGAGGCAUUGACCGGCUGUACUGUGCAUCUCACUACGCUGGAUGGCAGGAACUUGACUAUCCCUAUCAACAGCAUGAUACACCCAAACUAUGAGGAAGUUGUUCCAAGGGAAGGUAUGCCCAUCCCUAAAGAUCCAUCAAAGAAAGGAAACUUGAGAAUUAAGUUCGACAUAAAGUUUCCCACAAGGCUAACGGCAAGCCAAAAAGCUGGCAUAAAAGAACUACUGGGAUCUUCUGUCUGAUGUCCAAGGCUUCACACAAUCUGUGUCCUUUUUCAUGUAAAUCUGGCAUGGAAGCAACUUUCAGAAGUAGAAGACAAGAUGUUUGGCCGUUAGAAUAGGGGGUUGGUUUGGUGUCGUGCACUUUGUGUUUGAAACUUCUAUAUAGCAUUACUAGUUUUCUGUCCCUUUUUGGUAUUGAACUAUAUGUAAGUAAGGUGGUAACUGGUCAAAAUCAGUUGGGAUAAUUUAUGGCUUUGUUUUAAUCAUUAUAGAAGGAAUAAAAUAUAGAUGAAUUGGGGCAAAAAUAUCAGAUUUGUAUUAUAGGAUUUCAUAUGACAUUAAUCAUCAAUUCCUUUCA